Molecule: messenger RNA, 984 nt
Organism: Trichoderma asperellum CBS 433.97
Lineage: Eukaryota; Fungi; Ascomycota; Sordariomycetes; Hypocreales; Hypocreaceae
Source: RefSeq, a predicted model, not a curated record
AUGCCUCCUUACUCUGCCCUCCUCCUGGCUGCGGCCGGGCUCGCCGCCGCCGAAGGUUUGACGGCGAUGAACCUCGGAGAAGUCCUCGGUCGAGGUGUAACUGCCGCCGGCCUGGGCUCUUCGGCCUUUGGCGUCCACGCAGUCACUGGUACUUGUGGCAUCGGAGAGACAGAUUGUGAUAUCGGCUGUAUGCCUUUGACCGGCAUCUGCUGUGGCUUAGGCAACGGCGCUUACUGCGACAUUGGCUACUCAUGUGUUAGCGAUGGCUGCUGUCCUGUUGGGAAAGUUUGCACGGGCGAGCCUACAGGCUGCGAAGGAGACCGUGACCUUUGCGGAGAGUUUUGCGUGCCCAAGGGAACUUGUACUUCAGGAGGAGGAGGUGGUGGAGGAGGAGGAGGUGGUGGUGGUGGUAGCGGAGGCGGCGAUGGAGGCUGCCCUACCGGAUAUGUGGCCUGUGAUGACGAAUGCAUGCCCUCUGGCAGUGUCUGCUGCCACAAUGGCUACCACUGCGAUGCUGGACAAACAUGCACAGCUGAUUUCCAGUGCCAACUUGGUAGCGGUGGUGGUGGUAGCGGCGGCGGCUCUGGUGGUAACGGCGGCGACAACCAAUCUUCAUCCCCUGGCGACUCUUUCACGAGCGAAGGGUCUGGUGGUUCUUCAGGCCAUCAAACCAGCUACAGCCUCUCACCAGACCCUCAGCCAACGAAUGCUCCCACCCAGUCAAACCCCUUUGGCGGAUCCGGCGGCGAUGACAACACUUCUAAUCCUUUCCCUCCUGUCACCUCUGGUGAUAGUCGGCCCAGCCCUACCGAUAACGGCUCGCCCUUCACUUCAAAUGCUGGCCCUGCCAUCACUUCUGACGUCGGCCGCCCUACUACGACUGCUGCCUCUCGCCCGACCAGCACUAACGGCGCCAACAGCGAUGCGAUCGGCUCUUCCAACUUCCUCGUUGGUCUUCUCGCCUUCAUCCCCUUUGUUCUAUAA